AUGAGUGAGUCUGAAGAAAUAUUAAAUAGAAUUAAAAGUUAUAGAGGGGUUGUAGGAGUUUUAGUAGUUAAUAAUGAAGGAUUAAUAAUAAAAAGUACUUUUGAUCAACAACAAUCUGAUUUACAUGCGUCUUUACUUACACAAUUAUCGACAAAAGCACGAGAUAUAAUAAGAGAGCUUGACCCACAGAAUGAUAUAAGUUUCUUGCGACUUAGAUCGAAGAAACAUGAAAUAAUGAUAGCACCAGACAAGGACUACACUUUAAUAGUUGUCCAAAACCCAUAUGCUGACAAAGAUAAAAAUUAA
Messenger RNA from Plasmodium vinckei vinckei, 306 nucleotides. Its product is annotated as flagellar outer arm dynein-associated protein, putative. Gene Ontology annotation, biological process: microtubule-based movement. The record is from RefSeq and is a predicted model, not a curated record. Bases 1 to 306 code for a protein of 101 amino acids. NCBI's taxonomy places the organism in Eukaryota, Apicomplexa, Aconoidasida, Haemosporida, Plasmodiidae. The transcript is spliced from 3 exons. Gene Ontology annotation, molecular function: dynein intermediate chain binding. Gene Ontology annotation, cellular component: cytoplasm; cytoplasmic dynein complex.